Molecule: messenger RNA, 1665 nt
Organism: Brassicogethes aeneus
Lineage: Eukaryota; Metazoa; Arthropoda; Insecta; Coleoptera; Nitidulidae
Source: the annotation of a GenBank genome assembly
AUGGACCCAAAAUCAAACUGGAAAGAAGUAAGCAUUUUGAUGCUACUGUGCGGUACCUGGCCCACAGAACUAACACCCGGUAAAUAUAGGGCGUUCUACAAAGUGGCCAAAAUAUUUCCUUCAAUAUUUUUCUUUGUAUUCUUGUUAAGUUUAACUUAUGGAUUAUAUUCGGUUAUUACACAGGGCGAUGUGGAAAACCUACCGCCGAGUAUAUCGCUGUACAUAACGAAUUUGAUAGUAUCGACGAAAACGCUUAUAUGUCAGUUCGGGGGCAUACAGAGGAUGAUUAAGUUAUGCGUGGAGCACGAUACGUUUUUGUCCAAAACUGAAGACGAAGCCAUACUUAAGAUAAGACGUAGUAACAUAGUCAAAGCCAAGUUGUUUAUGAAAGCUUUUAUAUUUUACACACCGUUUAUGGGCAUGUUAUUCAUUUUAACGCAUUUUAUGGAGUACUACGUUUUUUGGAACGAAGACAAAGCUAAGGAUGUGGUUCGUCAGUUACCCUAUCAUUCCUAUUUGCCAUUUGACUCAAACGAGCAUUACUUGUGGGGUCUUGUGUGCAAUGCUGUUUCUGCUUAUUUCGUCAUUGUUUUGUAUAUUUCGAGCGAUGUUAUGCUCAUCAGCUUUUUAUUUUCCAUCUCUAUAAGGCUGCAAAUUUUGCAGAAUUUUCUAAGGAACCUCGACAAGUACGCUGGAAAUAUCAGGCAGAUUCAUGGCGAAUUAACGGAAGAGCAGGCUGUUUUUGUUACAAUAAGAUUGUGUAUUAUUGAGCAUCAAAAUAUAAUGAAGUUGGUAAUAGAACUUAACAGCUACAUAAACUUUUUACUUUUAUUGGAAUUUUUUACAAAUUCCAUGCAACUCGCAGCCAACCUGUUAGCCAUAAUGGAGAGCCUUAAUCUGUCUCAAGCUAUUUGCGACUCAAACUACUACAAUUUCAACAAGAAAUCCAAAGAUUGCCUUAGACUCAUGUUGCUUGCAAAACUCCUACUAAACCACAAAAAAAUUAAUAGAAAAUACUUAAAACAAUGGUUUAUUUCCUUCCUUAGAAGUGAAACAUAUGGUCUUCUUUUUGGUAUUUUUACAAUAUCGCCUUAUUGUAUUUAUUCUAAACUUUUUGGUGAAAUAGGUUAUUAUACUGCAUGCUUUAUGCCCGGAUGUCUUGCUGGCCUAUCAUUGCUUGUAGAAGAUAAAGAAAAUAGGAUUUUUGAUACCAUCGCUUUUGUGAAUUGGGUUAUAGAAGCAGGAAUUAACAAUAUACGUUACUUUAACCUUUUUAACUUUAAUACAACUAGAGAGGGUAGUAUUAGAUAUUUAACUAUUGGGUACGCUUUAAAUUUAUUUAAAAUGAUUCUUCCAAAACUUGGCAAAAUUGUGGCAAGCCCAAAAGUCCUCCUAUCUACAGUAUUUGACAUUUCCAAUGUAAAAUUUGGUGUAUUCCUAAGCGCCUAUGUUACCUUAUACAGAUAUGUAUCUUGCUUCUUAGUCAAAAAGGACAGAAGACAAAGGUCCUGGCACGCGGCUUUAGCAGGACUAAUAUCAGGAGCUACGUAUUUAAUAUCUCCUAAUAUACAGAUACUAAUAAUUUCAAUGACUACUAUCUUACAAGUAAGUCUAUGGGGGUUUUUUUCCAAAAAUAAAGAACAAGAUAUAGGUAGAUGUAGAUAA